Molecule: messenger RNA, 6286 nt
Organism: Diorhabda sublineata
Lineage: Eukaryota; Metazoa; Arthropoda; Insecta; Coleoptera; Chrysomelidae
Product: piggyBac transposable element-derived protein 4-like
Exons: 4
Coding region: 2701-3942 (413 amino acids)
Source: RefSeq, a predicted model, not a curated record
UUUUAUGUCUUACCAUUAUAGAGGGCGCUAGUUACACGAUCGACCUAGUAGUAUUGAACAUAACUUUUUAAAUAUUAUUCAUUAGGCAAAAUUUCAAGUAAACUUAAACAUCAUAAAAUUUGCACCAAAAAGGUACUCUUGAUAAAACUCGAUACUAUGUACAGUUUUCGGAAUAUUUUGAUUUGGAAAUUAUGAAGUAAUAACCGAUGUUUGUAUGAAGUAAUGAUAAAUGUAUUAUAGUCUAUUUCAGAAAGGUAUAAAGCAAUAAAAUGGGGAAUUCCGUCCAGUUCGGCUCAAUUUCGGUGUCGGCCAUAGGUGUAGGUCUUUAAAUAUUGUGUAGGGAUUACUUGGGUAGUAGAUUAUAUAGUUGCCUCAUUUCAACCCUAUUUCAAAUUCGGCUUAACCAUGCCCCGUAAGGACAAUGGUGCCUUAAUCAAAAUUUCUAGACCUUUAUAAGCAUAUUUGUUUUGUUUAAUGCAUCAGUAUUUGCUGUUAAGCCGUAAAUAGUGUACACACUAUUAUAAGAUUAGUAAUAAAAUGGCAACAUUUAUACCAACGAAAAGAUGUUUCAAUAAUUCUCCACUAUCAGUGAAUGAAAAACUUAUUAUUUUAAAUGUACACGAUUGCAUAAAUGUACUGUACAAGAAAUUGUCGACCGAUGUUCCCGAAUGACUGGAGUUGGAAAGUCCACCGUUUUUAUAUUAUUGCGGUGGAGAAAGAUAGCAGGCAGAGUGGAACCUCUCAAGAAAAGUCUAGGCAGACUAGUCGUUGAUGAAAACACCAAAAGUGUAAUUCGAAGAAAAGUUCACUCUUUUUAUUUUAAAAAAGAAAUACCCUCGCUAGAUAAGAUUUUGAUGGAGCUUGGCGAGGAUGACAGUAUUCCGUUGAUAACUAAAAAACUUUUAUGGACCACUUUGAGAAAUAUGGAUUUUGUCUGGGAAAAGCAUAACCGUAAAGCACUUUUACUGGAAAGCGAUGAAAUUGUUUGCUGGCGACGAAAAUACUUAAGAAGUAUAAAGCAGUACAGAACAGAGCAGAAGAAAAUCUUUUAUUUUGAUGAGACGUGGAUUAAUGAAGGUUAUACAGUACCAAAAAUGUGACAAGACAAAAAUAUAACCAGUGCUCGCCAAGCUUUCAUGGAAGGCCUGUCAACGGUGCCUCCAGGUAAAGGGAAAAGACUAAUAAUCGUCCAUAUUGGAAGCAAAGAGGGAUUUUUAAAAGAAGGUUUGAUAAUAUUGAAUCUGAAGAUAAUUUGAUAAAAAAAAACUUUUAGCUAUAGCAAAUUUACACAAACAUCGUUUUAUGAAAUACGCCGUGGAAGGUAUAGCAGAAUAACAUAGUGUAACUGUGCUGCGUCCACCGCCAUAUCAUUGAGAACUAAAUCCUAUAGAACUUAUAUGGUCGCAAGUGAAAGGAUUUGUAGCAAGACACAACAAGACAUUCAAAAUGCAAGACGUUAAGCUAAUGUUUGAUCAAGCCAUUAAGGAGGUGAACUAAAUUCAAAAUCAUAUUUUCUUUAUUAAUGGUUCUUGUUGUUCUUGGCCUACCAGACUUUAUUUAUUUAGGUCUCAUAUUUCCUCUUUUUUUACUUGGUAAGUUUCUUCGAGAAAACUUUUCUGCACAACGCUACACUAUAGUUUCCUAAACACUCGCCUAAGAUUAAUAACAUGUCAUUGCAUUCGAAAUUUGAGUACAUUUUGAUUAACAAUAUCUAAUUUAAUAAAUAACAAACGUUACAAGAAACGAAAGUCCUCAGUCCCAAUUUUUUUAAAUGGAUGCGUUUUAACGAUGGGGUCUCAUUCAUGCGACAAAAAAUUUUCAAUUCACAUAAUGCUUCCUAUUUAAUAAUAAUAAUAAUAAUUAAUAACUUUAUCAAUACUUUAUACCAGCAUCGGUUAUUACUUCAUAAUCAUAAAAUCAAAAUAUUUCGAAAACGGUACAUAAAAACGAGUUUUAUUAAGGGUGCAAAAUUAAAUGAUGUUUAACUUCACUUCAAAUAUUGAAAAAGUUAUGUUCAAUACUACUUGGUACGAACCGUGUAAUUAGCGCCCUCUAUGAGAGUAAGGCAUAAAAACAAAUUCAUUGGAUGUAUCAGCUUCCAGAACAUAUUCGAAUGAAAUUUCAAUACAAUAUUGCCAGUGGUUGCGGUAAAGUCGUAUUAAAUGUGUUAUCAUGAAUACGGAUGGCUUUACGAAAAUAUUUUACUCAGCAACUAAUAUUUUUCAGUUUUCUAUCUAUCCUUGAGACGGAAUCACUUUUUUGAAACACACUGUAUAAUCGAUAGCGAUAAAUUUAUUUGAAUUAUAAUUAAUAUAUUUUAUUUAAAAUAAAGUAGUUGAAUAAUAAACAGCAUGUUAAUAAUUUGAAAGUAAUAGUGACUCUAGGAGGUGUUGGGAGGUUUGAUCAUAUCAAGGAGGGAGGUGCUCCCUCUCUUAUGACUUUGUUUUAGUUUUUUUCCCAUUCAAGCGAUGCCUUCAGAUUCAGAUUAUUUUGUAGGAUGAUAGUAACCUAAACAAUAUCUGCGCGAGACAACCAAGAACUUUCGGAGUAACUAGUUCGUCGAAGACAACAAAUCUUCUCGUAAAUUUUCUAGAUCUAAAAUUUAUAUUAUCCUUAACUUAAGAAUUAUUUAUUCUUCAUUUCGGUUUAAUCUUAAUAUACUGGAAAUACUUCUUACUGUUUCGGCCGUAAAUCGGAAUUAUGGGUGCUUCUGUUUUGCCAAAAGAAAUCCAAAGUAGCUUACAAAAUUUGAUAGAGCAGAAACUAGAAAUUAAGGAUUAUGACUUGAGCUUUUCAAAAGGUUCAUCCAAAGGCGACAAUUAUUUAGGUGUUUUGACCAGAGUAACAGUAACAGAAAAGAAUGAUAAAGUAGCAAAUCCUAGAAUUUUUAAUUUAAUAAUAAAAAGUGCGCCACAAUCUGAAGAAUUCAGAAAAUAUAUUAAAAUAGAAAUUCUACAUGGACGAGAAGUUUGUAUGUACGAACAAGUUUUUCCGGAAUUGAAAAGAUUUCAAGAAGAAGUUGGAUUAGAAGAUAUUUUCUAUCCAGUACCAAAAUGUUACAAAACAUCUAAUGUUGCUCCAUAUGAACAUUUAAUUUUAGAGGACAUGACGGCUAAGGGAUAUGAAAUGAAGAAUAGAAAAAUUGUUACAGAUUUAAACCAUUCCAUGGAAGUUUUAAAAGCAUACGGAAAGUAUCACGCUUUAUGUUUAGCACUAAAAAUCAAAGAACCAGAAGUAUUUGAUAACUUAGUAGAACUCACGAAAGAAACUUAUUUUACAAAUGUUAAUUUGGAAAAUUUAUGUGGAACCAUUAAAGCCGUCAUUGACAAGGUGACUCAAAAAUUGGAUCAAGAUAAAGAAAGAAAACUAAUAAAGAAACUUAAUGAGUUUAUCAAAUUUCCUGUAAAUGGUUUGUUGGAAAAUUUGUCUAUUAAAGCAGCUAAUGGCGACGCAGUAUUUUCUCAUGGAGAUAGUUGGAUAAAUAAUAUUCUGUUUAAAUACGAGGACAACUGUUCGUGUCCUUCAAAAAUUUGCUUUCUGGAUUGGCAACUAAGCCGAUGUACUUCGCCAGCAAUAGAUAUAUCGUAUUUCAUUUUUUCCUGCACAGAUAAAAAGUUAAGAGCACAUCACUAUGAGGAUUUACUGAAUGCCUAUCAUUCCAGUCUUUUAUCCUUUUUAAAACAGUUGGGAUGUGAUUUGGACAUAUUUUCAAAAGAAAAAUUAUUAGAUAACAUGAAAAGAUUCUCUAAAUAUGGUUUGAUGAUGUGUCUUAUCACUAUUCCAUUGGCAGCUGCGGAAAUGGAUGAAAUACCUGACUGGACAAAUGAUAUGAAUGAAGAAGAACGCACCAAAAUGUUUUCCCAAGAAAGAAAAAGUGAGAAAUACAUAAUCAAUAAAUUAAUUGAUGUUGUAAGGGAUUUUGAUAAAUUGGAAUAUAUUUAAUGUUAUUUUGUAUUAUAAUUUUGUAAGUGAAUUUUCAAAAUAAAAUAUGUUGUUGAUAUUUGUGACAUGUGACUUAUACAUUUUAUAUGAGAGAACUAAUUUUCAUAAAAAGAUUAUGGGUAAUUCUUCAAUAAAACCCAUCGAUAUUCCAUUAUUUUAGUUCGCUACUUAAUAGUCUCGUACAGUUAUAAUCCAUUAUGCAGGUCAUAUUUACAUAAAAUGUUUUUAAUUUAACUUAAAACGCUGCUGCACAUACGUAGGAAUUAGGCGGCCAAGUCGAAAUUCCAAUAAUCGACUAAUGACAAACAAUUUUUUUCCUGGAAUAGUAGAAACUUGAUUGUCGCACUUACUGCACGUGAAAGUUCUUGACGCCCUUUUCGUAUAUCAUUUUCUUCGGUGAAUAUUUUAUAUGUCGUGUCAUAUUUGCUUGUUUAAGUGAUGGAUACCAAUAAUACAGGUAAGCCUUUAUUAAAUUAUUAUGAAAUUGUAUUAAAUAUAUUGUCAAUAAAUGACUUAAUGAGCCGUCAAUAAUACCCUUUUUUAGAAAUGUUUUUUCUUUAAUUUUCAAUUUCAAUCGAAAAAAAACUUUACUUCCGCACCUUUCCGAGUUACAUUUUUGAUUUCAUUAUAUGUAUAAAGUCUUAUAAAGAAAACUGCUUAAAAUCAGCUGCUAGUUUUAACAAUAAACGAGUUUGAAAUUUUUUUGACAAAAAUAGGAAAAAAUAGGAUUUUAUGUUUUUGUGUUAAUAUUAUUUUUUGAUUGUUAUAGGUUCACCUGGCUGCUCGGGGGUGAAAAUGUUGACUCGUAAAUACCUCUUUGAUAAAAUGAACGAGCAACAUUCAUUAUCGAUAAAUAAAAAAAUUAAAUAUUUAGAAAAUUAUUUACUCGUAUGUUACGGGGACACAGAAGAACAUAAAAAUGUGAUAAAAAAGAAGUUUUCGUAUUUUAAAUGUGAUUUGAUAAAGAGGUGGUCUCGGGCGCAUAGAAUACUUGAAAACUUUUUGGAGGCCAAUAAUUCUUGGUUGGAAGAUUUGAGAUACCCGUAGACACGCAUCAAAGGCCAGGACGACCUACCAAAUCUUUUACCGAAUCUAGUGAAAGAACAAAGAGAAAAAAACUGAAGGAGUCCGAGCAUCUUACGACGAAGAAGUAAUUGUUCACGCGGCACAAGUAAUUUUACAAACAGAAGGAAAAAGAAACGCGUCUACUGUUUUAAAAGACAUUAAAAAUUCUUCUGCGUCUGCCAGUGAUUGUAAAAACAGACAUUCAAAGUCUAAAGAAAUAGAGCCCCUUACUCCUCUGCAAGCACUGACAAUGUUUGUUGAAGUCGAUUUGACCCGAAGACAGUACGAAAUUAUUCGAGCAACGAACAAAAGAUUCUAUCCACAUUAUGAAUUAUUAUUGAAGGCCAAAGAAGAUUGAUACCCACCCAAGGAGUCAUUACGAGUGACGUCUCUACCUGCGCAGAAGGAAACCUACAAUCUUUGUUGGAUCACACUGUAACCAGAUUAUCCCUCUUCUUAGAAGAAGUCUUACUCACACUUGAUGCCGUUGAAAGGAACUCGUUACUGUUAAUCUGCAAAUGGGGUUGUGACGGCUCUCAACAAACCCAGUUUAAACAAAGACUCUCAAACGAAGAUGAAUCUGAUGCUAAUAUUUUUAUAAGCUCAUUUUUUGCCUCUACGAAUAGUUUGUGGUGAGGAUAAAAGUAAAAUCGUGUGGCAAAAUCCAACUCCAUCUUCACCUAGAUAUUGCCGUCCAAUAAGAUUUAGAUUCGUAAAAGAAUCUACGAACAUCACAAAAGAAGAAAACAAUUAUGUAAAGAAUAGUGUAAACUCAUUAAACUUGACGAAAGUUGACCUCAAUGGAGAGAAUUUUUUUUUCAACAUAGUUUUAAAAUGACUAUCGUUGACGGAAAGGUCUGCAAUGCAGAUACAGACACCAAAUCGACCAGCAGAUAUUAUAUAUGUGGAACUACAUCAAAAGAUUUUAAUGAUUUAAGAAAAAAAAAAUGAUGUAUGCCCUGAAGCUGAAGAAUAUGAUAAAUACGCCAUGGAAACUGCGAAACUAUAUGUUGAGUUAUAUGGCUGGCAUCAUAUGACUCCAACGAUGCAUAAGGUCUUAAUUCAUGGAGCUUCAAUAAUAGAAAAUUCGUUGUUGCCGAUAGGGCAACUUUCGGAAAAAACCGCUUCAAAAUUAUUUUUGCCUGAGAUAAUGCAGCUAUUAAUUCCUGCUGAGCCAAACCGACCAAUGGAAAUUGAUGGAAGCGGCGAAAAUUUAAAUGUAGAUGAAUAAUUCUCCAAUGUAUGAUUGAUUAUUUUUAGUGAUUAUCUAUUUAGCUUA